AUGCCUCCAGUCUGUGUUAUUUGCUGCUACGUGCUGUUCUUUCUCCCCCUCUCAGGCUGGCUCACCACGAAGAGGCGCAAGAGCUGCAAGGAGGAGCUGAUGGAGCUAGAACUGGCAAUGGAGCGAGAGAGCUGGCUCACCACCAAGAGGCGCAAGACCCUCAAGGAGGAGUUGAUAGAGGUUGAGCUGGCAAUGGAGCGAGAGGGAGAGAGGGGAGAGUUGCGGCAGUCUGGUGGUGAUACUGUGGGGGACAUGGAGAGGGAGAUGGAGAGGGAAAGGGAGAGGGAGAGAAGGGAGAGAGAGAGGGAGAGGGAGACAGAACGAGAGCGUGAGCAGGAGAGGGAAUGGGCAAGGGAGGUGGAGAGGGAGAGGCAAAGGGAAUGGCAAACCCAGUGGCGGCAGCAACAGGAGCAGGAGGAACAGGAGGAGCAGCAGAGGCGGCAGCGUCGGCGGCACUUGCGGCGGGGAGGGAGAGCUGAGGCGUUUGGGCUUGAAGAGGACGAUUUCAUUGACCAGAGCAUGGCCAUGGGAAGCUUCGUGGCAGAUGCAGGAGGAGGCGGGCCGGUGGUGCGACUGGGAGGAGCCAGGGGGUUCGCCUUUGGGGGCUCGUCAGAGUCACAUGAGCGCACAGUCAUGAGAGGGCGCAAUGAGAUUGCAGAGAUAGCAGAGCGGCUGGCCCUGGCUCUGAAUCGCAACUUCACAAGAGGAAGGCGAGUAGCGCAGGUGGCAGCGGCGUGCCUCUACCUUGCGUGCAGGCAGGAGAAGAAGCCCUUUCUGCUGAUCGACUUUGCUGACUUGCUGCAGAUCAACGUGUAUGUACUAGGGGCGGUGUAUCUGCAGCUGCUGCUGGUGCUGCGACUGGAGAACCACGAGCCGCUACAGGCACCACUGGACCCCUCUCUCUUCAUCCACCGAUUCGCCGACCGCCUCAACUUUGGGCGCAAGAUGCAUGCAGUGGCCAACACGGCUCUGCGCCUUGUUGCCUCCAUGAAGCGCGAUUGGAUCCAGGUGGCAGUGGUGCAUGUGUGUGAGCAGACAGUGCGGCACCGACUGCAUGAGUUUGAGGGCACAGAGGCAGGCGGGCUCACUCCUGAGGAAUUCGAGGAGAAGGCCAAGGAGUGGGACGAGCUGCUCUUUCCACCCAGGCCGCCCACUCACCCACACGCAUGCGCCAUGCCAUUUGCUGUCCUCAAUCCUCCCCUUUCUCCCCCCCGACCCCCUCCAAACUCCUUUCAGCCGGAGGAAUUCGAAGAGAAGGCCAAGGAGUGGGACGAGCUUCUUUUCUCCACCCAGCCACCCACCCCUGCUCUCGUUGCUCCUGCCUCUUCCCUCGCCCCUGCUGCGGCUGCCCUCGCUACCAAGGGCAAACAGGGGAAGGGGAAAGCAGGGGGAGCAGCAGGGGGAGGGGCGAGGGGAGGCGCAGGGCUGGCGGCGGACGAGCGGAGGUUUGGUAGGGGGAGCCAACCCGCCUGCAUGGGGGCGGGGGGAGAGGGAGCAGCGCAAAGCAGAGCUGAGGAGGCGGAGAAGCCGCCUCACUGUGUACAGCGUGUUUGGGCAGGAGGAGCGGGAGGAGGGGGAUGGAUAUGGAGAAGGGGAGGAGUGGGGAGUUGGAAGGGAAGUUAUGGCUGUUGGCCAGAAGGGAAGGGUGGAGGUGCGGGUGUGGCGGUGGCGGCAGGGAAAGGGGUGGUUGCUGCGAAAGCGGGAGGGAAGGGAGGGAAAGUGGGGAGGGAUGGGGUGUCGAAGCGCGAGAGAGCAAGGCAGAGGAUUGAGAAGGAUCUAGAUGCAGCUCUGCACCGAGCUGAAAUUGCUCCCCUCGUGGUCCACACGCUUCCAGACUCACUGGACCUGCCGAACCAGAUACCCUAG
This is a messenger RNA of Closterium sp. NIES-65, 1866 nucleotides long. Lineage: Eukaryota; Viridiplantae; Streptophyta; Zygnematophyceae; Desmidiales; Closteriaceae. The record is from the annotation of a GenBank genome assembly.